Molecule: messenger RNA, 1158 nt
Organism: Venustampulla echinocandica
Lineage: Eukaryota; Fungi; Ascomycota; Leotiomycetes; Helotiales; Pleuroascaceae
Exons: 1
Coding region: 1-1158 (385 amino acids)
Source: RefSeq, a predicted model, not a curated record
AUGUCGAGCCGCAAUAGAAAUGGACCUGGGCAGAUGAAGCCGCGGAAGAAGGCUGUCAAACCCAUCCUGAAGAAAAUAACACACAGCGAAAAGAAUUCGUUGGACUUGGACCGGCUUGCGGUGGAGCAGGAUGGCUUUGGUGGCAGUGGUGUUGGAAUGUCUGAGUACGGGAUGCCGUCUCGCUCUUCUCACGAUGCUGUCUUCAAUGCGACGGGCAGAAGGGGAUACCACAACCGCUCAACCAGCGGGACUUCUCAAUUCUCCACCGCCACCGCAGGAAGCGGCCAUCGCGGUGUAGCAUUUGUUCAUCCUUUCCAACAGACACCGCGGCCAUACACACCGCCACUGGCACCGCCGUCCUCAAAGCAGAAUUCACUGCGCGAGAGUGAAUAUUCAGAGAGGGAGAGCCCGGCUUUCGAGACGUCAACUGAAGAUGAAGAUCAGGCGCGGCGACCUCACUUGCUCCGCAACCUCUCAAGCACAAACCAAACUUCAUCAUCUUUGAACAGCACAGCGUCGCCCGUCCUCCCGCAGGAGCCUCUACGUAUACAAACUAAACCGUCGCCGUCCCGUCUUGCCCUCGCAACGUCGAGUACAAGUCUCCAUAUCCACAAUCCCGCCGGUAGCUUGACUGUGAACCCAGAGGUCGGCUCACCUUCUGAAACCAUGUCGCCCUCUUCCCUCCGCACCUCUAUUGAGGGCUUUCGUCUUCGCAGCCGCAGCGAGGCUGGCGAUUCCCGUUACCGUCCAGAAACUAUCCAGGAGGCACGACGCAAGUUUUACGAGAGAGAACAAGCCAAGGAGGAGAAGGCAGCACGCGAAGAGAUCCGGCUCAGAGAGAAGCAGGACCAGAAGCGGGCCCGAGAGAUAGAGAGAAAGUAUCGCAGAUCUUCCGCGGCCAGUGAAGCUACUCGCUCCAAGCGGUCGAAAUCCGAUCUGACCAGAAAGGAGAAGAGAGAAGGCUCGUUCGCCAGUCAUCAUAACUUUGGUCCAGGCCAGGGUGACCCAUUCUCCUCCCAAGCUCGUGAUGAUGGCGUUCCAGGAAAGAACUUCACAAAGCUGGCGAAGAAGAAGACACAUAGUGCAUGGACGAAGCUCAUGAUGUGGCUCCGAACUCGCAUCAUUCGCAUGGGCGGAAAGCGUGAUUAUGACAACUGA